Molecule: messenger RNA, 1632 nt
Organism: Rhizophagus irregularis DAOM 181602=DAOM 197198
Lineage: Eukaryota; Fungi; Glomeromycota; Glomeromycetes; Glomerales; Glomeraceae
Source: RefSeq, a predicted model, not a curated record
AUGACAUGUUCAAAAAUAUUUUCAGGAAAUCUACCUGAAUUAACAUAUGAAAUUGUACAAUACUUUCGAAAUGACUUUUCGACAUUACAUUCAUGUAUUUUAGUUAAUAGAUUAUGGUGUCGUUUGGCAAUUCCAUUAUUGUGGGAGGACCCGUUCUCAAAGGAAUAUCCUAAAAAUUAUCAUUUUAUUAAUAUUUGCUUACACAAAUUAAAUGAUGGUGAUAAAAUAAAAUUAAAUGAAUAUCGAUUUUUUACUGGUUCAUCGUUUCUUUCAAAUACAUUAUUUAAUUAUCCUAGUUUUAUUAAAUGUUUAUCUAUACCUAAAGUUUAUAAUUCUAUUGAAUCCUGGGCUAUUAAAAAUUUUUUAUGUGAUGUAACUGAUGUUAUAUUGCGAAAUUUUAUUUUCUCAUUAUUAGUCAAAAUAUUUAUUGAAAAUGAAGUUAAUUUACAUACUUUUGAACUCGAAAUCUCUAAUCUUAUAAUUCAGUGUUAUGAUGAUUACUUUAAUACAGCCCUUCAGUUAAUCCUACAAAAUCCAAAAUUCAUUUGUAAUGUUAAAAAUUUAAGUAUUCGUUUAAGUUAUCAAAAAGAUAGCUAUUUAUCAUCAUUUAUAAAAUAUUUUUACUCUAAUUGCACUUCAAUUUCAUCAGUUUAUGUUCAUUCUUUAUCAUAUAAUUACAUUGAAAAAGAUUGUCUAUUCAAAUUGAUUAAUUCACAACAAAAUCUCAGAAAAAUUUAUUCUUUUAAUAGUAAUUUAAAUUUAAAUGUUACUAAUUAUUCAAAUACCUUAAAAACAAUUACAUUUCAUUGUAUUCAAUUAAAUAGUUUGAAAGUUAAUUUUGAACAACUAAAUGUUUUGGAAUCUAUUCAUAUUCUUUAUUGUAGUUCUUUAGAUUCUACUUUUUUUCAACAAAUUAUUAAUCUGACUAAACCGUUUAAGUUAAAAUCUUUAUUUAUAGAUGAACGUUCUAAAUUACAAAUUGAAUCAUUAAAGUUAUUAUUACAAAAGUCGGGUAAUUACUUAGAAAAUAUUACAAUUAAGUUAUAUAAUAGUGAAUAUAUGCUACAAUUAUAUAAACUAUUGGAAAUUUAUUGUGACAAGAUCAAAUUUUUAGAUAUAUUAUUUAAAAAUGAUAAAUAUAUUUAUUUGGCACUUGAUUUAAUUAAGAAUGUUCAACAAAAUCUUAAUUACCUUUCUAUUUAUUUAAUCCGACCUAAUCGUAAACUUGAAUCAAUUAUGUUAGAAAAUUUAGAACAAAUUCUUCCUCGUAGGUUAGAAUAUUUAAAAUUGGAACAUAAUUUUAGUGCAAAAGGUUCGAAAGUAUUAUUUAAAAAAUUACAAAAUAUUUUUAUUAAGAAAUUAUUAAUCGGAAAUCCAGCAAAUUCGUAUGAUACUUUUGAAAGUGAAGAUAUUUUACUUCAUAUUAAGAAAUACAUUAUGAAAGAAAAAAGGAUCGAAUAUUUAGCUAUGAAAGAUCUUUACAAAAGACGUGAAAAGAGAGAUUUGUUUGAUUAUAAGAAUGUAGUGAAAGAAUUUAAAUUUUAUGGUAUUCACGUUAAAGAUUAUGAUGAUUUAUGUAUUGGUGACGGUGAAAAUAUAAAAACGGAUUAUAUUGGUUAUGAAUUCUUAUGA